AAACCGUUGAGCUGCAGUAAUUAUGCAAUUACCGUGAUGACGGCCGAGGUAGUCGACAUGUCUUAGCGCCUUGGUAAGGCGUGCACGUGGGGUGGGCCUCAAUGCAUGUCGACGCGACCCGCAAUGUCGUCUCAAAGACCAUCUUCCAUUCUCAAUUCUUUCCAUCGUAGAACAUUGGUCUGAUUUGCCCGUAUGGAGGAAGAGCACGAGUUCAAUAUUGAGAAGGUGUCGCCGAUAUGGCUCAUUACGGCACUUUGCGUUGUGCCGUUUGGCCUGUAUCAAUUACUCAACUUCCUUAGUCCGUUGAUACAUCGGUUGACGGCUAUGAAGAUUUCCGCGAUGUACAUCUACCCCAUCAAAUCGCUACGAGCGAUUAAAGUCACAGAAGCCAUUGCCACAGCCCAUGGAUUCAAACACGACCGUACAACACACUACCAUUCAUGCGGGAUGGAAUUAACAACAACAAGAGAAACCGCUAACACCUCCACAGGUUCCUUCAUGCUCCUCCAGGAAACCAAAGACGGCUACAAAAACAUGGCCGUAGCAGGCUACCCCGAAAUGACGCAAUUUCUCCAGGAGAUGAAAAACGACACCAUCACCGUCAAAUACAUUGCGUGCGGAGAUGCCUCGAAAGAAAAAUCAAUCGACAUACCUCUGGAGCCAGACACGGAAAACCUCGAUCCCAUCGACAUCAACAUGCACUCAGCCCCGACAACCGCCCAUCGCAUGCCGCAAAAAUACAACGACUGGUUCACCUCCUGCUUCGGGUAUCCCGUCAUCUUCGUCUACCUAGGCGCCAAUCUCCGCGACGUAAAGUUCCAGGACAUGCAACCGCUGGAACCAGAUCCGCUAACCCGGUUUCUGAGCAAACAUGUCCCGUUUACAAAGUCCUAUGUGGAAAAAGUAAUGGGUUUACAUAAAUCUGGGGAGGAGAGCUGGAAGAUUACUUUUGCGGAUUGUGCGCCUUAUCUGUUUACUUCCCAAACUAGUCUUGAAGAUGUGUCGUCCCGGCUUCCAGAGGGUAUGGAUAUGGAUAUGGAAAAGUUCCGUCCAAACGUCGUUGUCGAAGGUGCUUAUGACCCGUAUCAGGAAGACUAUUGGGGCAAGCUUACGGUUAAGGGGGGAACGGAAAUCAUCCUGCCGCAUAAUUGUGUGAGGUGCAAGAGCAUUAAUAUCGACCAUAAGACGGGUAAGCCGGGAGAAGGACCGGCGGGUGAGGUGCUGAAGAGAUUGCAGAAGGAUCGGAGGGUUGAUAUUGGGGCAAAGUGGAGUCCGGUUUUCGGACGGUAUGGAUUCUGGGGGAGCAAUGGAAAGAAGACGGAGGAGGUGUGGAGGGUGGGGGAUAGAGUCAAUGUGGCCAAAGUUAAUGAGGGGCUGACCGUCUGGAGUUGGCCUGGCGUUGGGUAGUGAUGUGCAAAGUGGCGCUUCCUGGAUGUAUCAGUACAGGCAAUAGGAUUAGAGCAGAUGUCCGCAACUACGGGUGUAUUUUGUUAUUUUGUCAGAUGAGAAGACAGCCUUGCGACAUGGCGUAUUCGAUCGCCUCACAACAAGUGUGGGUGCAAAUCUGGCCUAACCUUUUGGGGGCUCGCACACCUUCCACUUCCCUCCACAAAAUCAUGUUACCAG
Messenger RNA from Alternaria alternata, 1626 nucleotides. RefSeq lists its product as hypothetical. The record is from RefSeq and is a predicted model, not a curated record. Lineage: Eukaryota; Fungi; Ascomycota; Dothideomycetes; Pleosporales; Pleosporaceae. Gene Ontology annotation, molecular function: molybdenum ion binding; catalytic activity; pyridoxal phosphate binding. The coding region runs from base 193 to 1407 and encodes 404 amino acids. The transcript is spliced from 4 exons.